UUGACACAAGAUUGUAUUUCUUUGGGGGACUGGCUAAAGAUCCGGAUGGUACAGAAAGUUGUCAGAACAGCGUUUUCUAUCUUGACAUCUCAAAUUCUUUUAGCACCAACAACGUAACUUGGAUUGAUCUCACAACAACGGCCAACAUACCAGAGAGAAUUUGUUGGCAGGUCAACGGUGGUGGAGUUAAUAGCUCCAUCGUCUAUUUAUUUGGAGGAAUAACCCAGGAUAAUUUGACCAAAAAAGUGAUUUCAGACACCUUGGUAUUCGCAUUCGACACUAAAACUCAAAAAUGGACAGAACCUUCAAUCACUGGAACUCCUCCAAAUAGAAGGAGAGAACUUUCAGUGGCUCAGGAUAAUUCAGGAAGAAUGUUCAUCUUUGGCGGGUUAACUGACCCCUUGACAGGUUCACAAUCCACAACUUUUUUCAAUGACAUGAACAUUUUAGAUGUUUCAAAUUUAUCUUGGUUAUUUGUCGUGACUUCCGGUGUUGAUAUUCCCCUUCCCCAAGCCGAUUUCACUGCUACUAUAUUGCCGGAUGGUACCAUCUUGUAUAUCGGCGGAAAGCAGACCUAUUCUGCUUCUGGAACAAAUGUUACCUACAAACAGAUGGAUCAGAUUUGGACUUAUGACACAAAAGAAGGUUAUUGGAAGUUGAUCAUCGCCGGUGGAACGGUUCCCGGAGUUCGUGCAGGUCACAGUGCGGUACUCGCAUCGGAUGGACAUAUCAUUGUCUAUGGCGGUAUAGGCGACGACCUACUUACACCGGCAAGUCCGGAUCUAGCAAUCCUCGACACUUCAACUUCGUCAUUCCAAUGGUCAACUCCGAAGGUCUCGGGUGCCCCACCCCCUGUACUUUCAUACCAUUCUGCAACAUUAAUAAAAAAUUUAAUGAUAGUUGCUUUCGCAUCGUCCGAAAUUUAUAUCCUCGAUAUCACCGGUUAUACUUGGACAACCGUAUUUAAACCUCCAACUUCCUUGGUUGACACCAAUGCGAAUAUCUAUGUCGCCCAGUCCAGUAGUCUGUCUACUGCCACAAGUUCCGACAGCACCCAAUCUAGUAGUCUACCCACUGAAACACCUACGAACGGCCAAUUCAUAUCUAUAAACCUCGCGUUGAUACUGGGCGCCAUUAUCGGCGGAGUUGUCAGUAUUUUAAUAUUAAGUACGAUAUUAUUCUUGCUGUUUCGACAUUGGAGAAGGUAUAGAAAACUUUAUGGAAGCAAUUUACCCUUUUCGGAUCCAAUAACUCCCCCUCCGGAAUUUCAAACACCUGAUUUACGUCAGGGUUUGGGAUUUGAGCUUACACCAAGAUAA
Messenger RNA from Acaulospora colombiana, 1319 nucleotides. The record is from the annotation of a GenBank genome assembly. NCBI's taxonomy places the organism in Eukaryota, Fungi, Glomeromycota, Glomeromycetes, Diversisporales, Acaulosporaceae.